Messenger RNA from Hypomesus transpacificus, 1541 nucleotides. It is a transcript of the gene rorb, whose product is annotated as RAR-related orphan receptor B. Bases 1 to 1449 code for a protein of 482 amino acids. NCBI's taxonomy places the organism in Eukaryota, Metazoa, Chordata, Actinopteri, Osmeriformes, Osmeridae. The record is from RefSeq and is a predicted model, not a curated record. Gene Ontology annotation, cellular component: nucleus. Gene Ontology annotation, biological process: regulation of transcription by RNA polymerase II. Gene Ontology annotation, molecular function: zinc ion binding; nuclear receptor activity; RNA polymerase II cis-regulatory region sequence-specific DNA binding. The transcript is spliced from 10 exons.
AUGGAGCUAGCUGUCCACUCCCAAAUCGAAGUUAUACCGUGCAAGAUCUGCGGAGACAAGUCGUCAGGAAUCCACUAUGGAGUAAUUACAUGUGAAGGAUGCAAGGGCUUCUUCAGACGGAGUCAACAGAACAACGCCGCUUACUCCUGUCCACGCCAGCGGAACUGCCUUAUCGACAGGACCAACCGUAACCGCUGCCAGCACUGUCGUCUGCAGAAGUGUCUCGCCCUGGGGAUGUCCAGAGAUGCGGUGAAGUUCGGCCGCAUGUCCAAGAAGCAGCGGGACAGCCUGUACGCCGAGGUACAGAAGCACCAGCAGCGCAUCCAGGAGCAGCGGCAGCAGCAGGCGGGCGAGGCCGAGGCCCUGGCCCGCGUCUACUCCUCCAGCCUCACCAACGGCCUCAGCACGCUCAACCACGACAUCGGCGCCACCUACGCCAACGGCCACGUCAUCGAGCUGCCCAAGGGCCCCCCGGGGGGGGCCGGGGGCGGGGGCGGGGGGCACCCGGGGGGCGGGUACUACCACGGUCUGGACUCCACCCAGCCCUCCCCGGACCAGUCGGGGCUGGACAUGGCGGGGAUGAAGCACAUUAAGCAGGAGCCCGUGUACGAUCUCACCCCCGUGCCCAACCUGUUCAGCUACGGAGCCUACCAGGACGGCCAGCUGGGGGCCAGCGUCGGCAUGGGGGAGCUGGAUCGCAUCGCCCAGAACAUCAUCAAGUCCCACCUGGAGACCUGCCAGUACACUGCAGAGGAGCUGCAACAGCUGGCCUGGCAAACACACUCCUACGAGGACGUCAAGAUGUACCAGAGCAAGACGCGAGACGUGCUGUGGCAGCAGUGCGCCAUCCAGAUCACCCACGCCAUCCAGUACGUGGUGGAGUUUGCCAAGCGGAUCUCGGGCUUCAUGGAGCUGUGUCAGAACGACCAGAUCCUUCUCCUCAAGUCAGGUUGUCUCGAGGUGGUUCUGGUCAGAAUGUGCCGGGCCUUCAACCCCCUCAACAACACGGUGCUGUUUGAGGGGAAGUACGGAGGGAUGCAGAUGUUCAAAGCUCUAGGUUGCGACGACCUGGUCAGUGCCGUGUUCGACUUUGCCAAGAGCCUGUGCUCCCUCCAGCUGACCGAAGAGGAGAUCGCCCUGUUCUCCGCGGCGGUGCUCAUCUCCACAGACCGGCCGUGGCUGAUGGAGCCCAGGAAGGUGCAGAAGCUCCAGGAGAAGAUCUACUUUGCCCUGCAGCACAUCAUGCAGAAGAACCACAUGGACGAGGACGCGCUAGCCAAGCUGAUUGGUCGGAUCCCGACGCUGUCGGCCCUGUGCACGCUGCACACCGAGGAGCUCCAGGCGUUCCAGCAGCUGCACCCGGAGACGGUCAACGUGCUCUUCCCCCCGCUCUACAAAGAACUCUUCAACCCCGACGCCAACAUGGCCGCCAUCACCCUGCCCAAAUGACCGCUCCCGCCCGUGAGCCGAGCGAGCGCGGAAGACCACGCGGACAACGACGCCGCGACCGAGCCGUCACCGUGACAACCAGCCCCCCCCCC